AUGGCCGGGGGCGCCUGGGCUGGGCGCACCGAAGGGAGGGAAAGAAAGAGGGUGGGAAGGAAGGAAGGAAGGCGGCGCGCAGGAGCCCCCGGCGGCGGCAACAGCAGCAGCAAAAGCGCGCACUCCCUCCGGCCGCCGGCAACCACUCGCAGCCAGGCGCCCGCCUGCCUUUGCCGGCCGGUGGGGGGAGCCGCGCCUUUUAAGGCCGCCUCGGAGGCGGGGCGGGAGGCGAGGGCCCGACCUCCCUCUUGCCUGCCUGCCUGCCUUCCCUCCCUCGGCCGCCCUUGCCUGGCUGCGCCAAAGCUGGGGCCCCGCGUGGCCUCCCGCGCUCCCCAAGCCAAACUGGCCCCCCUGCCACCGCCCUGCUCCAGCCCCAGCCCGACGUGCCCUGCAACUGCCAGCCGACCUCGAGAGCAAAGCCCGGGCGAGGAAGCAAGCCCAGCCCGGCGGGAAAGAGGCUCGCGUGCUUCGGGCCGCGGCUUGCAAGAGUCCUAUCAGUGUGCGGGGCUGGCUGCUUGGCGCGAAGUUGUUUUGGAGCGCCGGGGAGGCUCCGCGCGCGUCCUGCUGCCCGCCCGGGCUCGCCUCCUCCGUUGCUUCGCGCGCCUGGCCAAAAGUUCGCAGCAGCAGCAGCAUCCCGAAAGCAAGGCGGCAUGUCGGAGGAACCUCCAGCCGGCGGGAGGGGAGAGGAGGCGGAGCGCGGGCGGCGGCAGCCCGGAGGCGCUUGAGAGGGUGGAGAGGGGAGGAAGGCGCGGCGGGGGAGACUCCAGCGCCGGAGGCAGCAGCGGACGCGGCUCGGGGAGGGGGCAGAGGAAGGAAGCCGGCCGGAGGAGCUGGCCCCCCGCCCAGCGAUGGAAGAGAUGGGCAGCCGUGUUGGUUUGCCAACAUCGAGACCAAGAUUCGAGUCCAGCGGGUGUGAAGGAGGAGCUUCCCGAGAAACCAAAAUGUGCAUCUACCGCAGACAAGGUGGGCUGGAUAAAAAAGAAUAGCGGAGGGAUCUUGGGACUCUGGAAAGAACGGUACAUCCUGCUCUGCAAAAGUCAGCUCUUGAUGUAUGAAGAUGAGGACGAGCAGAAGUGCGUGGAAACCGUGGAGCUGGAAAAUUAUGAGAAAUGCCAAGACUUGCGGGCUCUCUUGAACAGGAAACAUCGCUUCAUUUUAAUUCGCUCUCCGGGUUACAAGGUGCAAGAUAUCAAAUUUCAGGCCGGCCGUAAGGAAGAAAAGGAGUUGUGGAUGAAAGCCCUCAAUGAAGGCAUCAACCGAGGCAAAAACCGGAUCUUUGAUGAGGUGAAAGUGGACAAAAGCCUGUGUCUGGAGCAUGUGACCCGAGGGAGAGCCAAAAUGGGGCAAGGACGCCGUCCCCCAACCAGAAGCCAUCUAAAAGAGGUUGCCAACACUGUGUCUGAUGGAAUCCUGAGACUAGACUUGGACGUACCAGACAGCGGACCUCCGAAUGCCACCUUGGUAACAAGCGACACCGCUAAUGUGGCUCCCAAGGAACCCGUCAAGCCGCCCAUGCCUCCGGCUAAACCACCCACCGAGAAGCUGAAUCCAGAACCAACGUCCAAGGAUCUGGAAGCCAAGAACCCUCCGAUGCCUCCUGCUAAGAACAUUAAAGAAACGGAAGCCCCCAUUGACAGUUUGAGCGUUGCGGAAGGUGACGGGGGCGUUCCAGUUGAAAAUGCCGAAGAAACCAAAGUUGGCCCUCAGGUGGAGCGUUUGGUGGAAGCCGGCGAAGAAACUCCCCAAGCUCCCGUGCCUCCCCCAAAGAUAUUAUCUGAUAAGAUGAAGGUAUCGUGGGAUGAUCCAGCUACUGAGUUGCCAGUUGUCAAUAACGGGAACCUGCCUGCGGCCGGCAGCAAAGAGAACCUCCGCGAAGAUGCCAAGGAGGCGGGCAGACCUCCAACUCCUCCCCCUAAAAUCCUGUCAAAGAAGUUGAGAGCCAGCAUGAAUUCCAAACGGGGGAGCUCCGAGGUCGACACUUCUGAAGAUGACCAGAGACCUGAUGAAUGGAAUUCCCCAGUGAAUGGAACGAAUGGUGAAGGAGUUACAGGGUCGCCUCCUGAGCAGCGGGACUUUGAACCCCCAGAAGAGGAGCUCUUUUUUCAGGAGCAGAGAGAAAAUUCCUCGGCACGAGAAGCUAAGAAGGAGAGCUCGAGCCUUCCGGCGAAGGAUCAGGCGCUGUUGUUGGAGCCCGUGGGAAACUCUCCUCCUCCUAAGACUCGGUCAUCCUCCGUGGGGGACCUGCUGACGGAACCGAGAGAGAAGCCCCGCCUGGGGCAGGGUUUCCGGCAGGGAGCGGCCCUCCCCCUCUGCCAGAUGGAAAGGAAGGUGGCCUACGAACGGGAGAUAACAGAGCGGCUGCUGCAGCAGGUGCUGAGCGAGCAGCCCCCUGCGGGGAACGGGCCGCCGACGGACAGAGAGGCGCUGCUCAGCGAGGCGGUGGAACGGCUCCGGCAGGCCACGCAGGUCUUGCAAGAGAGCAAAGGCUCCGAAGAGCUGCAGAGGGAGCCCGGGGAGAAGGUCAAAGGGGUGCCGAAGGAUCUUGCGACUCUUUAUAGAAGAAGUGCACCCUGA
This is a messenger RNA of Heteronotia binoei (common prickly gecko), 2574 nucleotides long. RefSeq names its product pleckstrin homology domain containing O2 (gene PLEKHO2). The record is from RefSeq and is a predicted model, not a curated record. The coding region runs from base 1 to 2574 and encodes 857 amino acids. Lineage: Eukaryota; Metazoa; Chordata; Lepidosauria; Squamata; Gekkonidae. Gene Ontology annotation, biological process: macrophage apoptotic process. The transcript is spliced from 8 exons.